GCCCUCCAAAAACCUCCCACAGCUUUUGCCACCACGCUUGUGACUGCACGGCCGUCGUACUCCACUUUUUUUCUUCGUUCUGCAUCUUUAACGCGAAGGGAUAUGUUAAAACGAGGAUAACACAACAGAGAACUUUAUGGACCGAAGACACAUUCAAAUCUGACCCUCUGGAGGAGGCUGAAGUAGGAUGCCAGUCCCCUCUGAGUCCAGUGCUGUGGCGCCCCCUGUCGUGUGAGCGAGGGAAAAAAAAAAAACAAGGCUGGAGGGGCACGAGGCACCAUGGGCAACGCGCCGGAAGAAGGCAUGAACAUGGUGAUUGUUGCCCACUACAACAAUUCGGGCAAGUGGGAGCGGGCGCGGGGCGGCAGCGCAUGCAAGACGGCCGUGCUGCUCCUCAUCUGCGUGCUCAUCGUCCUGGAGAACCUGAUGGUGCUGCUGGCCCUGUGGAGGAACAAGCGCUUCCACAGCCGCAUGUACUUCCUGAUCGGCAACCUGGCGCUGUCCGACCUGCUGGCCGGCGUGGCCUACGUGGUGAACAUCUUCACAUCGGGGAGCAGGACCUACUUCCUGACGCCGGCACAGUGGCUGGCCCGGGAGGGGAGCAUGUUUGUGGCCCUCAGCGCGUCCACCUUCAGCCUCCUGGCCAUCGGGAUUGAGCGGCACAUGACCAUGGUGCGCCUGCGCCCGUGCGAGACGGCGAGCCGCGGCCGCCUCCUGGGCCUGUUGGCGGCCUGCUGGCUCGUCUCGGUGCUGCUCAGCGCCCUGCCCAGCCUCGGGUGGAACUGCUUGGACGACCUGGGCUCGUGCUCCACCGUGCUCCCGCUGUACGCCAAGAGCUACGUGGCGUUCUGCAUCAGCGUCUUCAGCGCCCUGCUGGUGGCCAUCGUCAUCCUCUACAUCCGGAUCUACCGCCUGGUGACGUCCAGCGGGCGCAGGGUGAGCAGCCGGCCUUCCGAGUGUUCCUUGGCCUUGCUGAGGACCGUGGUGAUUGUUCUCGGGGUGUUCGUGGUGUGCUGGGCGCCCCUCUUCCUGCUCCUGCUGUUGGACGUGGGCUGCAGCCCCGACAGGUGCCCCGUUCUCUUCGAGGUGGACUGGUUCAUCGCCCUGGCCGUGCUCAAUUCGGCCCUCAACCCUCUCAUCUACACACUGUCCAGCAGGGAGAUGAGGGCCGCCUUCUUCCGCCUGCUCUGCUGCUGCCACAGCGGCGCGGAGUCCAGUGGGAUGCCCGCGGCGGGUAACCCCAACUUGGGCACCGCGGGGCCCACGGCGGAGAACAGCAAGAGCAGCAUGGGGGGCGGAGGAGGGCUAGGAAAGGCCGCCUUGAACAGAGGGAUGAACUCGGACGUGAAGCACGGGGAUCCCUGCGCCACCGCGCUGCCUCACCCGGCCGGCCCCGCUGAGCUGCUGUCGGCCGUGCUGGUGAAGGCGGGGGCCCUCAGCAAGUUCUGACAGGAAGCACCUUCAAAGAGGCCACAACUUUAGCUACACCUGCACCAUCCAAUGCGCUGUUUACCAACAUUUGUCGAGCCGAUGGCACAUACUGUAUUUUACAUGAGAAAAAUCUCACGGCAGACCACCAAACAAAAAUGCCAACAAAAGUAAUCCUCCACUAAUCGGACCUACAAUUGACACCCAGUUGUUUAAACCAACAACAAAAAAAACAACACCAUUAACAUCAUUUUACCUCAUUAAAUGGCUUACAGAUGUAAAACAAAUAAUAAUAAUAAAAUGCACCUAAGUGUGUGUGUACAUGUAGCAAAGACUCUCCUAACUUUCAUCAACAACCCUGGCUAAACUUGGCUGCUCUCCAACAUACAAAGCUUGCCUCUCAGUCGCGAUGUAAUAUGACUUCAGCACACUUCCUUGAGACCAAUUCAUAUUUAGACAGGACUUUGUUGCAUCUUAGAGCAUUACAGAAAGAGCACAAAAUACAUAAAUACAGUCGGUGAGUUUUUCAGAGAAUAACAGAGGACACAUUUAAAAACAAACAUUUUAAAAAGUUGAAUUCUUGAAAAGUGGGAUUACUGAAGAGCACAGGUGUCAAACGCAAGGCCAGGGUGGGGCAUAAUAGGACCGCCAAACAAAUAAAGUGCUUCGUGUUUCUUGCUAAUUGGAUUUGUUCUUUUCAUUUUGUCCGAUUGACCAAAAUUGCAAUUCUUCUUCACUUUAACCACUUUUGCAAGCAUUUAUUGUCACCAAAUCCCUUCUGAACAUAAAUUGGACAAUAUACAGUAUGCAUACAGUACUAAAAUAUUUGCUUGCCAUUAUUUUCUAUGACUUAUGAUUUCAAAUUGAAUUUAUUGUUAAAAAUAUACAUAAUUAUGAAAUCCAGAACGACUGUACUAUGUGGCCCACAACGAAAAUGAGUUUGACACCCUAUCUUCACCUGUUCGCUGACUUUAAAAAAAAAUGUUAACCUCCAUUGCUCAUUGAAAAACUCCCCUGCUGUAUUUGCUGUUUUGUGCUUGGGUCAAAACCUUGUCUAAUUUAAAAGUAUCGCUUUGGCGCCAUCUUGGUGCCGAAGAACUAUGUUGACAGUGAGGGGUGGAGCUUCAUGUAGACAGACUCUAUCCCCUAUUCAAAAAUGUGAAAUCUGGGCCUGUUUGGCUGAACACAAAGCUGAUGCACAGUGUGAAUGGCAGCAGGUGAAUACACAGAUUACUUGUACCUUAAGCCAUCUAGCAGAAGAGCAUUUCAUUGUUUUGUCACUAUUGGUCGCUUGCAUAGAUACUAUUUGUCGUAAAUAAUAACGUUGGGACCAAUCAAGUGAAAUUGCAUAAUUUCUCGUAACACACCACGGCGUGGAACAAUGGUUGGGAAUCACUGACCUAAUGAGAUCCAAUAGGGAGCUGUAUCAAACAUUUUCUUUUCGAGAGCCCCUUUCACAGUGACUUUCCGAAAAAUCGAAUCGAAAAUUGCGACUUGACAGUCAUGAAAUGCGUGGCGAGAUUAGUGCAACAAGACAAUUGCUUUAUGAGUCUCGACUGACAAAAAUGCGAAAACGCCUUGUUUUACAAAAACGUAAUAGGUUCUUGCUCGAGAACUGUGGAAACCCCCCUACAAACGGUUGGCGAAAAACACAAUACCUCUCACCCUCAUGCAUGGCGGAGGUGACUAAAAGGGCCAUGCCACAAGCAGAAAAAUCCCUUAUUUCCUUUGUAUGCGCCUACGAAAGUAAAGUAUGACCAGUGCAAGUGGACUGUAACAGUAAAAAGUGGAUAACAUCUUGUUGUGACAUUUUUAUUUGGAUCCUCAACAUUGAAUAGAUUCUCGCUUAAGAAAUGUGGCAACCCAAAGUAGAAUUUAUUUUAUUUAUUUAUUUUUUAAAUAGCGACCAAAAUGAUAACCAAACAAGACAUAACCUGCUCCAUUGGCAGCAUUGCCAAUAUUAUACAGCCUAAUAUCUAAUCUAAUAUUUUACCAUAGCUAUACACAAAUUUAAAUAUAUAUAUAUAUAUAUAUAUAUAUUGCAAAAUGAAUCCGUCAAACCUAUUACUGUUCCCUUGGGCCCCUUGAAAGGUCCUAUAAAAAUCUUCGAUCCAGCUCUUGUCUUGGAUGGGGUGUUCCUAAUAUUGUGCCCUUUGCAGGGUGUCGCUUUGAGGGUCACAAUGCACUAGGGUCAGUGUUGUUUGGAUGAAAAUAAAAAGGAAUACAUCCAGAUUCUAGACUUAUGAAAGCCACUAUGUAAAACAAGUGUAAAGUAAACUUAACAUGUUUGCAUUUAAAUGGUCAGUUUCACGGGGAAAGAAAACCUGUCAGUGCUAGUACUUCAAACUUCUGUGGCCGUUUUUUUUUUUUUUUUAAACGUAGCAUCUAUUUGGGCACUUUUUUUUUUUUUUUUUUUUUGCAUGUGCUAUAUGCAACACCUACACAGUCCCCCUCCCCCACCCACCCCACAAGUUGACUAGUAUUUAUUUUCUGUGAAAACAUUUGUUGCUUGAUACAAUCACUGAGGUAAAUUUUGUGCUCUGUGUGCAUAAAAGCCACCACGGUACUGGAACUGUUAAAUGGGACGAUUUGAGAAAGGAACAUGAAAGAAAUGGAGACAAUUAAAUGUCUUUUUUUUUUUUUUUGUAAAGAGGCGAUGAGGCUGCUACUCUUGGACUUACCACUACCGGUGCACAAACCCGUUUGUCCUGAUGGUGGCGUCAAAGCACCACCUCACAAUACUCAGUUUUUCUGCCAGCUAUUUUUUUGUUUUUUUUUGGGUCAAUGUUUGUGUUUCCUCAUCUAGAAACCACUCCGACAUCAACUAACCACUACUAGUGAUUAGCAGUGUUGUAUGGGAAUGAUUUCAUAGUGGUAGUCUGGU
This is a messenger RNA of Phycodurus eques (leafy seadragon), 4312 nucleotides long. It is a transcript of the gene s1pr3a, whose product is annotated as sphingosine-1-phosphate receptor 3a. The record is from RefSeq and is a predicted model, not a curated record. Gene Ontology annotation, molecular function: sphingosine-1-phosphate receptor activity. The transcript is spliced from 2 exons. Bases 280 to 1449 code for a protein of 389 amino acids. Gene Ontology annotation, biological process: G protein-coupled receptor signaling pathway. Gene Ontology annotation, cellular component: membrane. Lineage: Eukaryota; Metazoa; Chordata; Actinopteri; Syngnathiformes; Syngnathidae.